This is a messenger RNA of Penaeus monodon (black tiger shrimp), 636 nucleotides long. RefSeq lists its product as uncharacterized. Bases 1 to 636 code for a protein of 211 amino acids. NCBI's taxonomy places the organism in Eukaryota, Metazoa, Arthropoda, Malacostraca, Decapoda, Penaeidae. The transcript is spliced from 3 exons. The record is from RefSeq and is a predicted model, not a curated record.
AUGUGUCAUGCCGCACUCUUGGCAGAAAUUAUAAACUGUUGGAUCAAGAGGAACGGCAAAGACCGAUACGGCUUGGCACCAGCGGUAGGAGUUGCCUAUACGAGGUCACAAGCGACAACAAACUGCCUUAGGGACUCCGGCUUCGAAUUUUCCCUCAGGAAACGUAGAGUGGAAGCAUACAGAGGGCAGGUAUCACAAGCCGAGGGAAUGAUCAACCGUAGUCGCUUAGACUCUAAAGUUGGUGAACCUGGUGACAAUGUUGCUGUCUCAAUUCCAGCUGUGGAUCGUGAUAGAGGAGAUCCGCGGAAUAUCCUGGGUGUUAUUGUCAGCAGAGAUUUGGACAAUGACCAGUAUGAGAUCGCUGUGCAGUCGGGUGUUCUAAAGGGUCAGUGUUCUAGAAACCAGUUUGACCUCUGCCCCCAGCGUUUGCUGGCAGAAGAUGACGUAAAUCAGGAUACUGCAGUGUCACUUAGAGAAGCUGUUAUUGCACAAUCUGCAUGUUGUGGUCAGGGAUUCACUAGAUGCAACUGUAGUGGUCUGAAAAAAUGUUCAACUAACAGAUGUAAGUGUUUCAAGGCUAAAGCGAAAUGUAACUCUCGGUGUCAUAGAAGUGUCAACUGUGCUAAUAAAUGCUGA